Molecule: messenger RNA, 1459 nt
Organism: Cyprinus carpio (common carp)
Lineage: Eukaryota; Metazoa; Chordata; Actinopteri; Cypriniformes; Cyprinidae
Gene: ndfip1l
Product: Nedd4 family interacting protein 1, like
Exons: 9
Coding region: 178-861 (227 amino acids)
Biological process (GO): ubiquitin-dependent protein catabolic process; positive regulation of protein ubiquitination; vacuolar transport
Cellular component (GO): Golgi apparatus; perinuclear region of cytoplasm; endoplasmic reticulum
Molecular function (GO): WW domain binding
Source: RefSeq, a predicted model, not a curated record
GUGAGAGCGCUGAAGUUCACAGCUGUCUCGCUGACAUCAUAGGAAGCUCCGAGACAAAUCUGAUCUGAUGAGGGCUGUGCCUUUGCCUUAAACUAGAUAUAUAUCAUUUUAUUUAGACAGUUUGCUGUGUGAGUUGUGUCUGUACUGGUCCUCGUUAUCUUCUUAAGCUCGCUGAGGAUGGCUGAGCCAAGUGGGAGAUAUCAGCAGCUGCCCAGUGAAGAGGAGCCGGAGGAGGGAGCUCAGGUGGCCAGUGACCCUCCGCCCCCUUACAGUAGCAUUGCAGCUGACAGCGCAGGAUAUUUUGAUUAUAAAGACGAUGCAGCAUUUCCCAAGCCCCCAUCUUACAACGUAGCCACAUCUCUACCAUCGUACGAAGAGGCUGAGAGAAACAAAACAGAGGCGACUAUCCCACUGGUGUCAGGGCAACACAGGGAACGUCUGGACACAUUCGAUGAUGUAACUCGCUGUGAGCUGGAGGAUGAUGACUUUGUGGCCAGAGAUGACUUUGAGGAUGCUGACCAGCUGCAGAUAGGCAAUGACGGCAUUUUCAUGUUGACAUGUUUCAUGGCAUUCCUCUUCAACUGGAUUGGCUUCUUUCUAUCAUUCUGCCUUACAACCUCAGCAGCGGGGCGUUAUGGCGCCAUAUCUGGGUUUGGUCUGUCCCUCAUCAAAUGGAUUCUCAUCGUACGGUUUUCUGCUUAUUUCCCUGGUUAUUUUGAUGGACAGUACUGGUUGUGGUGGGUGUUCCUGGUGCUCGGCAUCCUGCUCUUCCUCAGAGGCUUUAUUAACUAUGCCAAGAUCCGAAAAAUGGCAGACUCCGUUUCUACUCUUCCGCGGACCAGAGUUCUCUUCAUCUAUUAAAGUCUACUCUAGUCACUUGCUGGAAAUGAAAACACAUUCACGGGCCUGCAUUGAGCCGUUGACCGAGCAGUGAAAAUAUAUUUAAGAAAAAAAAUCCUUCCGUCUGUUAUCUACUCAUCUAAAAGGAAGACCGCAGAAUUCCAGAGCGAUGGAGGAAGAGCAUUUUUUCCACCCUCUGCUUUUGAAAAUGCAGUUUGGGUGUCAGAUAACAAGAUACUCUUUUUACGUUUCUAGAUGUAAAGUAGUGGAUGCUAACUGUUCUGAAAUCAUUAGUGCUUUGAUGUUGAGUGCUAUUUGCUCUUUUCAAGUCUGUAAUGUAUUAAAAAAGCCUUCUGUAUGAGAUCUUGUUUGUAGUAAAGGCAUGCACUGUACUCCCUGUUAACCAGUAGGGGGAAGUCUUGCGUUUCAGUGACGUUUGACAAGAAGGCAACCAGUCACUGCUGGUCACCAUUCAUGAAGAGCUUUUCUCUUUGUGAAUGGCAGUGUGAAAUGAAGUGAAUCUAAAACAGUCGAUGCUUUUCUUUUCUUCUCUUCUCUUCUACUGGUUCUCUCUUGCUCCCUACAUGACAUGAAAUUAAAGUUGCUGGUUUUAACUUUU